Molecule: messenger RNA, 2770 nt
Organism: Solenopsis invicta (red fire ant)
Lineage: Eukaryota; Metazoa; Arthropoda; Insecta; Hymenoptera; Formicidae
Gene: par-6
Product: partitioning defective 6 homolog gamma
Exons: 5
Coding region: 124-1098 (324 amino acids)
Biological process (GO): centrosome cycle
Molecular function (GO): protein binding
Source: RefSeq, a predicted model, not a curated record
GAUCUAUUCUAUGGUAUGCACCGUUUUCCUGUUCUCUUCGUAGGCUAGUUUGAGUCAGCCAGAGUCAGCCGAGGCAAGUGGUACACUGGUGGUACGUCGUUGAGUGAAAACAGCUCCGAGAGGAUGUCCAAGAAGCAGGACAAGGUGGACAACGGCAUCGUCGCCGUGAAAAGCAAAUUCGACGCCGACAUCAUCAGAUUCUCCAUGAAUCGUAACGAGCCUAUGAGCUACGAGGACUUUGGAAAGCUGCUGGCACAACGGCACGACUUGGGAGUGGACUUUAGCUUCUCAAUCUGGUACACGGACUCCGACGGUGAUCCACUUCCCAUCAAUAAUGAUAACAAUCUGGCCAGGGCCCUAGCGAACGCCAAGUGCCUGCUCCGAAUUUUUAUACAUAGGAAAGGCGACGGAGCAUGGGACAAUGGAUACAGUACAAUGAAGCCUAAAAAUAAUUUGAUAUCUAGUAUCUUAGGUGGUACGCCGGGAAAGCCAAAAUCUAUAGUUAUUUCGAAUCCGCAUGAUUUUAGACAGGUAUCCGCGAUUAUCGAUGUUGACAUACUGCCAGAAACCUGUCGGCGUGUGCGUCUAUUGAAACAUGGAUCUGACAAGCCCUUAGGAUUUUACAUUAAAGAUGGUGAAAGUUUUCGCAUAUUACCAUCAUCUGCUGGUGGGGGAAUUGAGAAAGUUCCGGGUGUAUUUAUUAGUAGAUUGGUACCAGGUGGCUUGGCAGAGAGCACAGGACUUCUAGCUGUGAAUGAUGAAGUACUGGAAGUGAACGGUAUAGAAGUUGCAGGCAAAACGCUUGAUCAGGUAACGGAUAUGAUGAUAGCAAAUUCUUCCAAUCUCAUCAUAACUGUCAAGCCGGCGAAUCAGAGGGCAGCAUUGACGGCACCUCGCCGUGGUUCGUUCUCACGUAAUAGCCAACUGUCGUCGGGAAGUCGUCAGUCUACGCAGAGUGCCGGUAGUGAUGAAGAAGCGGAUGAGAUUGUCGAUCUUACAGGAAUGACAAUGCAGGAUGAUGCCUCGGCAUCAUCAACUCAUCACUACCACCAUCACCAUCAUCAUCAAAAUUAUGAUCAAGGUGUAUUACACCUGUAGAGUAACACGUUUUGUAUUUACAAACGUUAGAAUAGCAACGGACGACUGGUUAUGAGGUAUCGAAGUAGAGCGCUUCCUUGGCCCUGAGGAGACUCUUGUCAUAACUUGAAAUUGAUAAAACAUUGUACAGUGAUCUUAAAACAUAUAGAGCCGGAAAUCCAAGAUAGGGAUAGAAGAAAAAAAAAUUGAGGUAUUAGCAUAGGAUGAUGAGAAAAGACAUCGUAAAUGAAGACAAUUUCUGUACAGUAUUAUGAAUUAUAUGCGACUGCUAUUCCUUGAGGUGAGAUACUCUGUGAAUUUCGAGAUUAAAGAGAAAUGCUCGUACCUCCAUUUUUCGUAACCAAUUGUUCAUUGCACUGGGACGUCGUGUAUUAGGCUAUAAGGAAAGUGCGAAAGUAGAAAAUAUCGAUAUAUAAAUUUCGCUGCCUGACAAAUAACGUUCCAAAAGCAAAAAAGUGGCCUUACCUGAUAUAUCAUUCCAGCUAGAUUUACAAAAUGAUAGAAAGGUAAACAAAUGUUUUCUUAUGAUGCAGCAGAGCCACACGCCUAUUCGUGUAUCUACUUCGUCCACUCCACCGCAUGUUUAGACUGUUGAAGUUUUCGAAUUUUAAUUUCAUUUUUAUCUAUGUUAUCUGUUAUCUAAUUGCGGACUAAGGAUUGAGGAGUAAUGCUUUUUAGGGCGGUAAGUAUCAAAGAUACGUCAGGAAUAGAUACGAUUGUACUUUCGCGCGUGUAAAGUAUCGUUAUUUUGGGUGCCUUCGUCAAAGUGGAAUUGAUAUAUUAGAAAAUAUUACAUUCCAAUUAUAUUUACACCAUUAAAGAGAAGGAAAGAAGGGAGAGAGCGGGAGAUACCGUUUCUAAGAGAAUCUAUACUGCCUUCGUAGUGACACGAGUCCAUUUUUAUAUACGCUCAAGCCCACUUUUUCUACUUAAUUCGAAGACAUGUACAUAUAUAAAUAUAUACAAAGAUAUAUAUAUUUAUAAUAUUCUAGAUAUUUUUCUAUUGAGUGUAUUUUUUUCGUAAUUGCAAACUUAUCGCUUUUGGACUUCCGCAAUAAGUGCUGUUUUUAAUGGGCCAUAUCAUUCCAUCGCCAAAUUAUCAAUCGCAUCAAUUGCAUUAUCAAUUCCGCGAUCACUGAUAUAUGUAUACACUUUAUAUAAUUCUUUUGAACUCCGAGAUUUUCAUCUUAGACCGAAUGUCUAUAGAUCAUGUGUUAUAAAUCAUGUAUAAUAUCUAAAAAGGAAUAUCUUUUCUUGAAAAUGAUAGUAUGCAAGUCCAAGAGAGAAUGAGAGGGGGGAGAAAGAGCAUGUGUGCUUGAAUGAAUAAAGGAUUAGUAUUAUUGUAAGAUAAUCAUUUUAAGUUUAAUCUGUACGUUUUUUAUCGCUCGAAGCGAAAAAUCACUUUUGUACUUAACCAAAUAGAGUACGGAUUAGACACGUUUGCAAGAAGUACUUAAUCGUCUGUACUUUAUUGAGCCGUAGUUGUUAUUUGGAUGGAGUGCGUAAAUUAGCGUUCGCGAGAUGAAAUUAGAUAUAUUUUUAACGCGGUACGUCGCAUUGUACUCCUUAGUACGGAUAAGCGGUAGUUAAUAAAUUGCGAAAGAACGAAGAUACUUAUUAACGCUGUAAUUCUUUUUAAUGGCAGCUUAUGAAAUAAAGAUAUUUUAUUGUA